This is a messenger RNA of Prosopis cineraria, 2752 nucleotides long. Its product is annotated as disease resistance protein RPS2-like. Lineage: Eukaryota; Viridiplantae; Streptophyta; Magnoliopsida; Fabales; Fabaceae. The transcript has 3 exons. The record is from RefSeq and is a predicted model, not a curated record. Gene Ontology annotation, molecular function: protein binding. Bases 1339 to 2094 code for a protein of 251 amino acids.
GAUAGGAAGGAAAGAAGAAAGUGAGGGGAAGGAAAGAAGAAAGUGAGGGGAAGGAGGAAAGGAAGGAAGCGUCGGCUGAUCUGAUAUUCAUUGCUUUAAUAGCAGAGAUAAAUUAUGGUUUCAGUUUUCACCCAGACCACACCUGAUCCAGAUCACAUCGCUACCAGGAAAUACUGGCUAUCUGGAAUUCCCAUGGAAGAAAUGAAUUCAACGAAUAGCAAGCCUCGUGUUCACACCAAAACGGAGCUACUUAAUUUAUCAACGUUAACAAUGGUGGAGAGCUUUGCCAAAAUAGACAAAAAGGAUUUUCCCAAAAGGAAGGAAUGGAAACAUAUGGGAAAGCAGAGACGUUUGAUUUUCCCAAAACAGAAGAAGUGGAGCCCAUUAUUUUCUGUGAUGUUCCCACGAUAGAAGAGUCGGCGCUAUUUGGGAAGACAGGGUCACUGUAUUCUUCCACAGUCACAAGUGGAGAGUCAUUUGAUUUUCUCAAAGCCAAAACAGUGAAGCUCUUUGGUCAAGCACCAAUUGGCUCGACGUCUAGAGAUGAGGAGAGGAAGAAUCUGAUGCUGCAAUUAAGCCGGACAAGAGAUUUUAUCAGGCUUUUACUAAAUUAUCCCAUGAGGACGGUGCAUGAUGGCAAACUCAAGGCUUGGGUUCGCGAAGCUUCACGUGGAAGACAUUCGCUCCAAGAUUUGAAUCGCCUGCUGGUCAAAAGCCCCUUAAAUGCUUCCAAUGCCUUUUACCAAGAGACAUAUUAGCGGGGGUUGAAGGAGGUUGGCGUCCCAUGUAUGAAGGUUAUACUUCGGAGACGAAGACAUUCUCAGUUUUGCUGUGGAUCUUGCUGUGGAUCAACUGAUUCAAACUUUACUGUCUAAGGAUGAUCAUGUACGUAACAUUCAUCAGGUCUUGUUUUCUUCUGGAGAUGCGGCUGGAAAAAGACUGGUUAUGGAAAAGGUAAAAUCAGUCUUGAAAGACAAGGAAAUUAUGCUUCGUCUUCAUGAAACCUUCAGUAAGGUCUUACUUAUCGACGCCUCAAAUUACCUAAUUCAGGCAGAGGUCCGUGUUCGACAACAGAUAGCUCAACAACUUCAUCUUCCAGUGAAAGAAGGCAAUGAUGAUUCGCUUAUAACAAGUAUUGAAAAAGAGAUGUCGAAAAACAACACUUAGUGCUUUUGGUUGGCGGAGAAGCCGUAGAGCCUUUUGAUCCACGGAAAGUUGGUUUUCCCGAAGAACUUGCGGAGUAGUGGUGUGCAUUACCACUGAAUCUUCGAAGCUGGCUAAUGGUGAAUUAACAGAGGCAACAGAUCUGAAUAUCAACACAAUGGAUCACUUUUUGGCAUGGGAAGUUUUCUGUCGAAAUGUCGGCAUUAUGUUUAUACAGUCCUCUUUUCUAAGAAAAAGGCUCUGCGUAUAGUUAAAGAAUGCGGUGGUAAUCUUCUUGCCACUGCCAUUGUAGCAAAGUCAUUGAGGAAUGCAACUAAUGUUAGGCAUUGGGAACAUGCUUUGGACAAGUUGUGUUCGCUCCAUCCUUCCUACAACAUUAUGGUUGCGGGAGAAGCAGAGCAUAAUUUGAGAGAGCUUGUUGACUGUCUUGCCUUGUUGCAAUUGGAGGAAAGCAAGUCCAGGUAUAUUCAAAUUCCACAAGACAUAUAUGCUAUUUUGCAAUCAUUGAACACUCAAAACCCUUUGUUCAUGAAGAAAUCUGAGUUAGGGUUGGUUGAACCACCAAAUAGUAAGUUAUGGCAUAGUUCCAUAUAUAUUGAUUUGGCAGACAAUAAGCUAUCUGAGUUACCUUGGUCCUUGAAUUGCCUUGAACUGAAAGUGUUAAAGUUGCACAACAAUGCUGACUUGACAAAGAUUCCACCCCUUUUCUUCUUCAAAAUGCCUCUACUUUGCAUCUUGGAUUUGUCCUACACUAGUGUGAGAGAAUUACCCAACUCCUUUUUUGAGUUGGAGCAACUUAGAGAACUCUAUAUGAAAGGCUGUGAACGCUUCAUGAAACUAUCCUCAGAGGUUGGAAAAUUGAAGAACCUUGAGAAGCUUGAUCUUGACAAGACUCAGAUCAUACAUCUCCAAAAGAGAUCCGAGAGUUGACCUAUCUCCAAAGUUUGACUCUUUGUUUUUAUGAGUACCGUGGCAAGAAAAGCAUGCAAUAUGCAAGUUCAACAAUUAUUCCUUCUGGGGUGAUUUCAAACCUUAAAGGGUUAAAACAUUUAAGCAUUGAUGUGAACCCUGAUGAUGAGCGAUGGGAAGAGAACUUACGUGUCAUUCUACCAGAAGUCUUGGUAUUAAAAUUCUUACAAACUGUUAGUUUGUUCAUUCCAAAAGUGGAACUUCUCUGUUUCAUACCUUCUCACAUUUUCAAGCUUGAUUUUAGAUUUGUUGUUGGACGACAUAUGUCACGAAUCAUAUCGGGCGCACUGCCAACAGCCGAAGAAAGAUUUAAACAAAGUGAGUGCAGCUUAAAGUUUGUGAAAGGUGUUGACGUCCCCUAUGAAACAAGUGCUAUUAGACAUAGCAAAGCUUUUUUUUAGACCGUCACAUGUCCAUCAAGGAUUUAUCAAUGUUUGGUACGAUGAAUUUAGAACAAUUGCAGGUGUGUAUCUUGGCUGAAUGCAAGGAGAUGCGAACAAUUGUUGAUGCAAGACGCUCAAGGAUUAAGGAUAUAUUUCCUCAUUUGCUAAUGUUGAGUGUAUCAUACAUGAAGAAUCUAAGAAGCGUUUGUGAAGGACCAGUUGAUUCUAGUCACAGU